GCGGGCAGCAGAUCCCGGAUCCGGAAUUUCCACUAUAGGAGCGGAAUCAGGAUCGGCCCUGGCCCAAACCGGGUUCAGGGAGCAGCUCACGAACUUGGAUUUGGAAAUCCCGGAACCCGGAUUAUUAGAACCCGGAAUUUAGACCGGAAAAUCACGGAGCUCGGAUCGCGGAGCGGAUUCGGUGCGAAGCCCGGAGUCCGGAUCACAACACUGCGGGACGGGACGGAGCGAUGUCUGGUCGUGGCGCGGGCGGGUUCCCGCUGCCCCCACUGAGUCCCGGCGGUGGCGCCGUGGCCGCGGCCUUAGGGGCGCCGCCACCCCCCGCGGGACCCGGCAUGUUGCCCGGACCGGCGCUCAGGGGACCAGGGCCGGCUGGAGGCGUGGGGGGCCCCGGGGCCGCCGCCUUCCGUCCCAUGGGGCCCACGGGCCCCGCAGCGCCAUACCAGCGGCCAGGCAUGUCUCCAGGGAGCCGGAUGCCCAUGGCCGGCCUGCAGGUGGGACCGCCUGCCGGCUCCCCUUUUGGCACAGCUGCUCCACUUCGGCCUGGCAUGCCACCCACCAUGAUGGAUCCAUUCCGAAAACGCCUGCUCGUGCCCCAGCCUCAGCCCCCGAUGCCCGCCCAGCGCCGGGGGCUGAAGAGGAGGAAGAUGGCGGAUAAGGUUCUACCUCAGCGAAUCCGGGAGCUUGUCCCCGAGUCUCAGGCGUACAUGGAUCUCUUGGCUUUUGAGCGGAAGCUGGACCAAACCAUUGCUCGCAAGCGGAUGGAGAUCCAGGAGGCCAUCAAAAAGCCCCUGACGCAAAAGCGGAAGCUUCGCAUCUAUAUUUCCAACACCUUCAGUCCCAGCAAAGCUGAUGGUGACAAUGCAGGAACUACAGGGACCCCCGGGGGAACCCCGGCAGGGGACAAGGUGGCUUCCUGGGAGCUCCGAGUGGAGGGCAAACUGCUGGAUGAUCCUAGCAAACAGAAAAGGAAGUUUUCUUCCUUCUUUAAGAGCCUGGUCAUCGAGCUAGACAAGGAGCUGUAUGGGCCCGACAACCACCUGGUGGAGUGGCACCGGAUGCCCACCACCCAGGAGACAGAUGGCUUCCAGGUGAAGCGGCCUGGAGACCUCAAUGUCAAGUGUACCCUCCUGCUCAUGCUGGAUCAUCAGCCACCCCAGUACAAGUUGGACCCCCGACUGGCCAGGCUGCUGGGCGUGCACACGCAGACGAGGGCCGCCAUCAUGCAGGCCCUGUGGCUCUACAUCAAACACAACCAGCUGCAGGACGGGCACGAGCGCGAGUACAUCAACUGCAACCGCUACUUCCGCCAGAUCUUCAGUUGUGGGCGACUCCGUUUCUCUGAGAUUCCCAUGAAGCUGGCUGGGUUGCUGCAGCAUCCAGACCCCAUUGUCAUCAACCACGUCAUUAGUGUGGACCCCAAUGACCAAAAGAAAACCGCCUGCUAUGACAUUGAUGUGGAGGUGGAUGACCCACUGAAGGCCCAGAUGAGCAAUUUUCUGGCCUCUACGACCAACCAGCAGGAGAUUGCCUCUCUUGACGUCAAGAUCCAUGAGACCAUUGAGUCCAUCAACCAGUUGAAGACCCAGCGGGACUUCAUGCUCAGCUUCAGCACCGACCCCCAGGACUUCAUCCAGGAAUGGCUCCGCUCCCAGCGCCGGGACCUCAAGAUCAUUACUGAUGUGAUUGGGAAUCCGGAGGAGGAGAGACGAGCUGCUUUCUAUCACCAGCCCUGGGCUCAAGAAGCAGUGGGGAGGCACAUCUUUGCCAAGGUGCAGCAGCGCCGACAGGAACUGGAACAGGUGCUGGGGAUCCGCCUGACCUAACUGCUCAGGGAGCCAUCCUUCCCUGCUCUGAGCAGCCUUGGAAGGGGACCUCUGGGUCUUGGCUGGGGCUGUCCCCUACCCCCAAACAUGUAGGAUAAGGGUGGGGUGAGGAGUGUCUCCUGUCACCCUCUACUCCCGCCUUUAGUUUCAUAAACGACGUAGUGGUAGGAUUCCUUGUUGCUUGGGUCCCCAAAGCCUUAUUACUUUAUGCAUCUGCUUUCCUUGGGUUCCUACAGAUGCCUCUUCUGCCCUCUGCAGGCGGGCCCCAGAAGGACAGCUGAGGCAGUGCUAGGGCCAUGUAACUGAGACAUUUCCAAACCAAAGGCUGCUGGGUUUGCAUGUUUACAGACUCCCCUUUGGGGCUCUUGGCAAGGAAGGGGGCACAAGCCCAGAUGCUUCCGAGCCUUCCUAAACCAAAGUUCUUUGUCAUUCCCUCAAGCCCAGCCUCACUGCUGGUUUUCUUCCUUUCCUUUGGGUAUUUGCACUAAUUGGGAAGCAGGUUUUUCUAUGCGGGAGCCACUUUUUUUGUACAGGUUAAGUUGGGGGUGUUCAGGGAGCCCUUAUCUGGUGCCUCCACCCAUCUUCUUUCCUUAAUCUAUGCAAGCGGCUCUGGCCGCCAUCAUCUCCUGGGUGCCAGAGGGCUGUCACCCCAGCUGUUUGGGCCCAGGGAAAUAUUGCCUCGUAGGCAGAGGGGACAAGGUGGUGGAGGGGGAGGAGUGGGCCCAGGGCUUGGCAAGUGCCACUUCUGUUCUGGCAGGUUGGAAGUUUCUGAAUAAACCCCUUUGUUUAUCGCU
This is a messenger RNA of Echinops telfairi (small Madagascar hedgehog), 2620 nucleotides long. RefSeq names its product SWI/SNF related, matrix associated, actin dependent regulator of chromatin, subfamily d, member 2 (gene SMARCD2). Bases 231 to 1826 code for a protein of 531 amino acids. Gene Ontology annotation, cellular component: nucleus; SWI/SNF complex. Gene Ontology annotation, biological process: regulation of transcription by RNA polymerase II. The transcript has 13 exons. Lineage: Eukaryota; Metazoa; Chordata; Mammalia; Afrosoricida; Tenrecidae. The record is from RefSeq and is a predicted model, not a curated record.